Molecule: messenger RNA, 1315 nt
Organism: Cucurbita moschata (crookneck pumpkin)
Lineage: Eukaryota; Viridiplantae; Streptophyta; Magnoliopsida; Cucurbitales; Cucurbitaceae
Product: probable protein phosphatase 2C 39
Exons: 5
Coding region: 267-1118 (283 amino acids)
Biological process (GO): protein dephosphorylation; carbohydrate metabolic process
Cellular component (GO): nucleus; cytosol
Molecular function (GO): protein serine/threonine phosphatase activity; hydrolase activity, hydrolyzing O-glycosyl compounds
Source: RefSeq, a predicted model, not a curated record
GCGACGAAAGGGGAAAAAGGGUGAAAGAUAGAGAGAUUAGAUUUGGAGGAAAGUGGGAAGAAAAAGCAAAAGAGAAGCCGUUUGAUCCAACACGUCCACCUCUUGGGGAUUGCACGAAACGCGGGCUUCGUCUCGUGGCGUUGACGAUUCAUUUAAUCCCUGCUAAUUCUUCUUUCUAUAAACCGCACUUUUUCAUCGUUUCCUUCGUUUUCUCCCUCUGUUUUCUGAAAUUUUCUACUCGUUGGUGCACUUUCUCCAUCAAACCCAUGACUGGGAAAGAGAUUCUCCACAAGAUGAAGGAAAAAGUUGGGCUCGGCUCGUCCGAUCCGGACUCAGGAAAAGGAAAGAGCAAGAUGUCGAAGCAUGUCACACAUGGUUAUCAUUUGGUGAAAGGGAAAUCGAACCAUGCCAUGGAAGAUUACGUGGUUGCCGAGUUUAAGCAAGUUGAUCAUCAUGAGCUGGGUUUAUUUGCAAUCUUCGAUGGCCAUUUGAGCAACUCUAUCCCUGAUUAUUUACAGUCCCAUCUAUUUGCUAAUAUCAUAAACGAGCCUGAUUUCUGGACGAACCCAACGGACGCAGUCAGGAAAGCAUACGAGGCAACCGAUGCUUACAUUUUAGAGAAAGCUGUUGAUUUUAGUCAUGGGGGUUCGACUGCUGUUACAGCCAUAUUGAUUGACUGUAAGAAACUAGUAGUCGGCAAUGUGGGGGACUCCCGUGCAGUUAUCUGUCGUAACGGUAAAGCCAGUCAAUUAUCAAUCGAUCACGAACCGAGCGUUGAAAGAAAAAGCAUCGAGGACAGAGGUGGUUUCGUUUCAAACUUUCCUGGAGAUGUUCCACGUGUCGACGGGCAGUUGGCGGUCGCAAGGGCGUUUGGUGAUAGGAGCUUAAAGAAACAUUUGAGUUCAGAGCCAUACGUGGUUGUGGAGACGAUCGACGACGAGACCGAAUUGGUUAUCUUAGCAAGCGACGGAUUGUGGAAGGUUAUGUCGAACGAGGAAGCCGUAGAGUCGAUCAGGCAUCUGAAAGACGCUCAAGCAGCUGCCAAACACCUGACAGAAGAGGCCCUCAAGAGGAAGAGCAGAGAUGAUAUUUCUUGUAUAGUUGUGAGAUUUCUGUGAGUUCAUUAUGGAUUUCUUUCUGGUUUUUAUCCCAACAGCACAAAAAUGGAAGAACAUGAAGAACUAGUUCCAAACUUAGCUGUUUUGUCUUUGAUGUGUGGAGAAUCCAAAUAAACUUAGCUGUGGAUUAUAGUGUAUGGCUGUCUGUAUAUCAAAUGCUUGGUUUUAACAUCAGUUUUAUGGCUCAACAUGUUAAA